AUGAGUUUGUGGAGAUACUGGAUGGAAAUGGAAGGGCGGCCUCAUGGGCGCGCCCCCCUGUUUCCCCCCGUUUCCCCAGGAGCGCCUCGUGACUGGCGCUGCGACCCUACUUGCCGACCAUCACUUCGAUCACUCACCACCACCAACACCACCACCACCACUCUAUCUUCCUCGGCCGCCUGUCUCACUUCUCACCAUCUUCAUCAUCAUCAUCUCAAACGGCGAAGGAAUCUGAUCUACUUCAACAGGGCCACUCACAAUCCAUCUCAGUCCCCAGUCAACCUCGCCUCACACAGCCCUCCUGAACAGGCCCUCCAAUGGAAACCAAUACACUCAAAACUCUCGCUCUCCCGCCGGAUAGCCCUCUACCAAGCACUAUCCAAGGCCCGCCUCUCAUCUCUCAUCACCCUCACCACGAUGGCUAGCUACGCUCUCUCUCCGAUUACCGCCGCUACCCCGCCCAGCUCAUUGACAACCCUGCUAGCCACCGCAACCGGCACGUUCCUCUGCUCAGCAUCCGCCAAUACGCUCAAUCAAAUAUUUGAAGCCCCAAUGGAUGCGCAGAUGUCAGAGGACUCGGACGAGACCAUUGGCCCGUCGGGCGAUCUCAACGCCACCAUGCCAGUGUCUU
Puccinia graminis f. sp. tritici CRL 75-36-700-3 is the source of this 631-nucleotide messenger RNA. RefSeq lists its product as uncharacterized. The record is from RefSeq and is a predicted model, not a curated record. NCBI's taxonomy places the organism in Eukaryota, Fungi, Basidiomycota, Pucciniomycetes, Pucciniales, Pucciniaceae. Gene Ontology annotation, biological process: heme biosynthetic process. The annotation marks the transcript as partial. Gene Ontology annotation, molecular function: protoheme IX farnesyltransferase activity. Gene Ontology annotation, cellular component: membrane; mitochondrion. The transcript has 4 exons.